GUUAUUGUCUUACUCCGUUUGUUUGACGAAGUGUGAAGAUCUAAACGUAGAGUAUAGUUGUCUAAACUGGCGUGAAGAAACCACACAGCUAAGCAUAUUGCAAUUCUUCGUCGUUUGAUAUCGGAUUUUGGAAGAACAAGGUUUAAUUUUUCCAUCCGGACUUGAGUGAGUUGUGUCGUCGUUUAAACCACUUAGCCUUCAAAGCUAACAGGGAAUAAUGGGGUCGUCUAAGAAACACAAGGAGAAGAGUCGCGACAAGGACACCGAAGAGCGCCGCCGCGAACAUAAGAAACAUCGACACAAGGACCGAGAAAGAGACGCUUCGGACCGGGAUGGGACAACUCGGGAUAAAGAGAAACGAAAACGCUCCAGGUCCAGAGAAAGAAGCGGACGGGAGGGACGGGAGAGCCGCAGCAAAGGUGAACGGGGCAGCGGGGAACCACGAGUGAAGAAGGAAAAAGUAGAUGUUGGAUAUGAUGAAAGCAAUGCAGAACCUGCGCCUCAGUCUGCGAGCGGAGACGCUUCUCUCAGCAUUGAGGAGACAAACAAACUCAGAGCCAAGCUGGGUCUGAAGCCCCUGGAAUUAAAUGAGAACAAGAAGGAGCUCGGGACCAAGGAGGAGCCACUGGUGGCUGAAACCAUCAACCCUGUUCUCAUCAAGCAGCAGAAAGAGAUGAGGGAGAAGCUUGCAGCUAUGAAAGAAAAACGGAUCCAGAACCAGAAGCUGGGUAAAGUCAAGACCCUGGCGGAUGACGACUGGCUGGAUGACACAUCCGCCUGGGUUGAGAAAAGCAGAAAUCUGGCCAAAGAAAAAGAAAUGGCAGAGAAAAGAGCCAAACUUCUGGAAGAGAUGGAUGAGGAGUUUGGCGUCAGCAGUCUGGUAGAGGAAGAGUUUGCACAAAGUAAAAAGGAUGCCUACACGUCUCAAGAUCUGAAGGGGCUCAAAGUGCAGCACAAGGUGGAUUCCUUCAACGAGGGCCAGACCGUCAUCCUGACCCUUCAAGACAAAGGUGUACUCGAAGAGGAGGAAGAUGUGCUUGUCAACGUGGGACUGGUGGACAAGGAAAAAGCGGAAAAGAACGUGGAGUUAAAAAAGAAAAAGCCAGAUUACAAGCCCUACGAAGAGGAGGAAAGUGUGGAUGACAUGGUUACGUUCAAGACCCACUCUGUUCUGUCGAAGUACGAUGAGGAAAUUGAGGGUGAAAAGAAAAAGAGCUUCCGGUUGAACACGGGGGGCUUUGCCGACGGGGAGCGAGAGCGGGAGAUUCAGGCCAUGAGAGAGGCUCUACGCAAUCAAGCCCAGUCGUUGGAGAUGCCUUCUCUCACUAUUGCCUCCGAGUAUUACACGCCUCAGGAGAUGGUGGGCUUUAAAAAGACAAAACGCCGCGUGAAGAAGAUCAGGAAGAGGGAGAAGCAGACGGCUGCGGAUGAACUUCAACUCGAUGACACCCGCAGCACUGAUUUUGGCUCCAGGACGCGCGGUCGAGGCCGCAAGCAGGCCGACAAAGACGUCGUGGAAGUAAAGGAGGAGGAGGAGGAGCAGGAGCAGGAAGAGAGCAGGCUGCCACAGGACAUCCCCCAAAUGUCUGAUGACAUCAGGAUGGCAGAAAUGGAAAUAAGCGACGAGGACGACUUCACGCCUCCCGAGCCAGCUGUACUCGAGGAGGAUGAGGCAGAGCAGGAGCUGCAGAAACAGCUGGAGAAGCAGAGGAAGCUGAAGCAAAAGCAGCUCCUCAAAGACUCUGGGGAGAAGGUGGCAGAGCAGAUUAAAGGGCUCGCUAAAGACGACGCUGAAAAUGAUCCGGAGAAGAGGAACAACAUUGUUUUCAAUGCCACCUCGGAGUUUUGCAGAACUCUGGGCGAUAUUCCCACGUAUGGACUGUCCGGCAACCGAGAGGACCAAGAGGACAUUAUGGACUUUGAACAGGAAGAGGAGAAAGAGGAUGCUGGAGAAUCCGACUCAGACAUGGAUGAGAACGUCGGAUGGAGCACAGUCAACUUGGAUGAAGAACAGAAACAACCAGAUUUCUCCACAGCCUCUGCCACCAUUUUGGACGAGGAGCCCAUCGUCAACUCCGGCCUGGCUGCUGCCUUGCUGUUGUGCAAAAACAAAGGUCUAUUGGACACUCAGAUGCAGAAGGUGGCCCGUGUCAGAGCACCAAAAGGCGCCUUGCCCAACGACAACUACUGCAUCGAGGACAAGAUGGGCUUUGAUGACAAGUACAGCCGCAGAGAAGAAUACAGAGGCUUCACUCAAGACUUCAAGGAGAAGGAUAGCUAUAAGCCCGACGUCAAGAUUGAGUAUGUGGACGAAUCUGGACGGAAACUCACUCCAAAAGAAGCCUUCAGGCAGCUUUCACAUCGAUUCCAUGGGAAAGGGUCUGGGAAGAUGAAGACUGAGAGGAGGAUGAAGAAGCUGGAGGAAGAGGCACUGCUGAAGAAGAUGAGCAGCAGUGAUACUCCGCUAGGGACGGUGGCUUUGCUUCAAGAGAAGCAGAAAUCUCAGAAGACACCGUAUAUUGUGCUUAGUGGGAGUGGGAAAAGUAUGAACGCAAACACCAUUACCAAAUAAGUUUUGGGGGGGAAGAGUGAAUUAUCUUUAACACGAACAUAAACUUACACACACACACACAGAUAUACACGGGAUGUUUUAAGUAAAGUAACUCCUUCAAAUUAAUGCCUAAUUCAUACAAGCUGCAUUGUUGUAGUAAAGAAUUGUUGAAUAAAGUCAAUACCAAUGAGA
This is a messenger RNA of Morone saxatilis (striped sea-bass), 2743 nucleotides long. It is a transcript of the gene sart1, whose product is annotated as spliceosome associated factor 1, recruiter of U4/U6.U5 tri-snRNP. The coding region runs from base 218 to 2572 and encodes 784 amino acids. The transcript is spliced from 2 exons. Gene Ontology annotation, biological process: maturation of 5S rRNA; mRNA cis splicing, via spliceosome. Lineage: Eukaryota; Metazoa; Chordata; Actinopteri; Moronidae. Gene Ontology annotation, cellular component: U4/U6 x U5 tri-snRNP complex. The record is from RefSeq and is a predicted model, not a curated record.